Molecule: messenger RNA, 4855 nt
Organism: Nycticebus coucang (slow loris)
Lineage: Eukaryota; Metazoa; Chordata; Mammalia; Primates; Lorisidae
Gene: LARS1
Product: leucyl-tRNA synthetase 1
Exons: 33
Coding region: 162-3629 (1155 amino acids)
Biological process (GO): leucyl-tRNA aminoacylation
Molecular function (GO): aminoacyl-tRNA deacylase activity; leucine-tRNA ligase activity; ATP binding
Source: RefSeq, a predicted model, not a curated record
UGUAGUUGGUAGCGAGCCGACCCUCGCGAUUGCCUCAGCUAGAGUGAAGCGUGUACUCUGGUGUCUUGGGAAGCUGGCUUCUGAGAGCGCGGGGAGACGUUGAAACCUUUGAGGGUGUCGCCUUGCUCACUGUGGAUUUGUAGAGUCGGUUGAGCGGCGUCAUGGCGGAACGAAAAGGAACGGCUAAAGUGGACUUUUUGAAGAAGAUUGAGAAAGAAAUUCAACAGAAAUGGGAUACUGAAAAAGUGUUUGAAGUCAAUGCAUCUGAUUUAGAGAAGCAGACUAGCAAGGGCAAGUACUUUGUAACCUUCCCUUAUCCAUAUAUGAAUGGGCGCCUUCAUUUGGGACACACGUUUUCUUUAUCCAAGUGUGAGUUUGCAGUAGGGUACCAGCGAUUGAAAGGAAAAAGCUGUCUGUUUCCCUUUGGCUUGCAUUGUACUGGAAUGCCUAUUAAGGCAUGUGCUGAUAAAUUGAAAAGAGAAAUAGAGCUGUAUGGUUACCCCCCUGAUUUUCCAGAUGAAGAAGAGGAAGAGGAAGACAUCAAUGUUAAAACAGAAGAUAUAAUAGUUAAGGAUAAAGCUAAAGGAAAAAAGAGUAAAGCUGCUGCUAAAGCUGGAUCUUCUAAAUACCAGUGGGACAUUAUGAAAUCCCUUGGCCUAUCUGAAGAAGACAUUGUAAAAUUUUCUGAAGCAGAACAUUGGCUUGAUUACUUUCCACCACUGGCUAUUCAGGAUCUAAAGAGAAUGGGUUUGAAGGUAGACUGGCGUCGUUCCUUCAUUACCACUGAUGUUAAUCCUUACUAUGAUUCUUUUGUCAGAUGGCAAUUUUUAACGUUAAGAGAAAGAAACAAAAUUAAAUUUGGGAAGCGGUAUACCAUUUAUUCUCCUAAAGAUGGACAGCCUUGUGUGGAUCAUGACAGACAAACUGGAGAGGGUGUUGAACCUCAAGAAUAUACUUUAAUCAAACUGAAAGUGCUUGAGCCAUACCCAUCCAAAUUAAGUGGCCUGAAAGGUAAAAAUAUUUUUUUGGUAGCUGCUACUCUCAGACCUGAGACUAUGUUUGGACAGACAAACUGUUGGGUUCGUCCUGAUAUGAAGUACAUUGGAUUUGAGACAGUGAAUGGUGAUAUAUUUAUCUGCACCCAAAGAUCAGCCAGGAAUAUGUCAUACCAGGGCUUUACCAAAGACAACGGUGUGGUUCCUGUUGUUAAAGAAUUAAUGGGGGAGGAAAUUCUUGGUGCAUCACUUUCUGCACCUUUAACAUCAUAUAAAGUGAUCUAUCUUCUCCCAAUGCUAACCAUUAAGGAGGAUAAAGGCACUGGUGUGGUCACAAGUGUUCCUUCUGAUUCCCCUGAUGAUAUUGCUGCCCUCAGAGACUUGAAGAAAAAGCAAGCCUUACGAGCAAAGUAUGGAAUUAGAGAUGACAUGGUCGUGCCAUUUGAGCCGGUGCCAGUCAUUGAAAUCCCAGGUUUUGGAAAGCUUUCUGCUGUAACCGUUUGUGAUGAGUUGAAAAUUCAGAGCCAGAAUGACCGAGAAAAACUUAGAGAAGCAAAGGAGAAGUUAUAUGUAAAAGGAUUUUAUGAUGGUAUUAUGUUGGUGGAUGGAUUUAAAGGACAGAAGGUCCAAGAUGUAAAGAAGAGUAUUCAGAAAAAGAUGAUCGACAGUGGAGAUGCAUUUAUUUACAUGGAACCAGAGAAGCAAGUGAUGUCCAGGUCUUCAGAUGAAUGUGUCGUGGCUCUGUGUGACCAGUGGUACUUGGAUUAUGGAGAAGAGAAUUGGAAAAAACAGACAAUUCAGUGUUUGAAGAGCCUGGAAACAUUCUGUGAGGAGACCAGGAGAAAUUUUGAAGCUACCUUGGAUUGGCUGCAAGAACAUGCAUGCUCAAGAAGUUAUGGUCUAGGGACUCGCUUGCCUUGGGAUGAGCAGUGGCUGAUUGAAUCACUCUCUGAUUCCACUAUUUACAUGGCAUUUUAUACAGUUGCACACCUGUUGCAGGGGGGUAACUUGCGUGGGCAGGCAGAGUCUCCUCUGGGUAUCAGACCACAACAGAUGACCAAGGAAGUUUGGGAUUAUGUUUUCUUCAAAGAAGCUCCAUUUCCCAAUACUCAAAUCUCAAAGGAAAAAUUAGAUCAGUUAAAGCGGGAGUUUGAGUUCUGGUAUCCUGUGGAUCUUCGAGCAUCUGGCAAGGAUCUUAUUCCAAAUCAUCUUUCAUAUUACCUUUAUAAUCAUGUGGCUAUGUGGCCGGAACAAAGUGAGAAGUGGCCUGUAGCUGUGAGAGCAAAUGGACAUCUCCUCCUUAACUCAGAGAAGAUGUCAAAAUCCACAGGCAACUUCCUCACUUUGACUCAAGCUAUUGACAAAUUUUCAGCUGAUGGAAUGCGCUUGGCUUUUGCUGAUGCUGGUGACACUGUUGAAGAUGCCAACUUUGUGGAAGCCAUGGCAGAUGCAGGUAUUCUUCGUCUGUACACCUGGGUAGAAUGGGUGAAAGAGAUGCUUGCCAACCGGGACAGCCUAAGAAGUGGUCCUGCCAACACUUUCAAUGAUCGAGUUUUUACCAGUGAAAUGAAUGCAGGAAUUAUGAAAACAGAUCAAAAUUAUGAAAAGAUGAUGUUUAAAGAAGCUUUGAAAACAGGAUUUUUUGAGUUUCAGGCGGCGAAAGAUAAGUACCGUGAAUUGGCCAUAGAAGGGAUGCACAGAGAACUUGUGUUCCGGUUUAUUGAAGUGCAGACACUUCUCUUGACUCCAUUCUGUCCACAUUUGUGUGAGCAUAUUUGGACACUCCUGGGAAAGACUGAUUCAGUUAUGCAUGCUUCAUGGCCUGUGGCAGGUCCUGUGGAUGAAGCCUUGAUACGUUCCUCACAGUAUCUCAUGGAGGUAGCACAUGACCUAAGACUACGACUCAAGAACUACAUGAUGCCAGCUAAAGGGAAGAAGAUUGACAACUAUCUGCCUCAGAAGCCCUCACAUUGCACUAUCUAUGUGGCAAAGAACUAUCCACUGUGGCAGCAUACCACCCUGUCAAUUUUACGUAACCACUUUGAGGCCAACAAUGGGAUAUUGCCUGAUAACAAAACUAUUGCUGCUGAACUAGGCAGUUUGCCAGAAUUGAAGAAAUAUAUGAAGAAAGCUAUGCCAUUUGUUGCCAUGAUUAAGGAAAAUCUGGAGAAGAUGGGGCCUCGUGUUCUGGAUUUGCAAUUAGAAUUUGAUGAACAGGCAGUUCUUAUGGAGAAUAUAGUCUACCUGACAAAUUCCCUUGAGCUAGAACACAUAGAAGUCAAGUUUGCCUCUGAAGCAGAAGAUAAAGUCAGGGAAGACUGUUGUCCUGGGAAACCACUUAAUGUUUUUAAAACAGAACCUGGUGUGUCAGUUUCCUUAGUGAAUCCUCAACCAUUCAAUGGUCACUUCUCAACCAAAAUUGAAAUCAGGCAAGGUGAUAACUGUGAUUCCGUAAUUAGGCGUUUAAUGAAGAUGGACCGAGGAAUCAAAGACCUUUCCAAAGUGAAACUGAUGAGAUUUGAUGAUCCACUUUUGGGACCUCGACGAGUUCCUGUCCUAGGAAAAGAGCACACUGAGAAGACCCCUAUUUCUGAGCAUGCUGUUUUCGAUGUGGACCUUGUUGCUUUUUGCUAGCUGCACUGUCACGGCUUUAAAGAGCUGUAUGGGCCAGUCCCUCUGGAAGGUGGCUCUGAAGACCUGCAGUGCUGGAACGCGAGUGCCUAAGCCAAGCCCCCUGCUUUGGAGACAGGGACAGGAUGGAGGACAGGAGAGCAACUCCAGGGCAUCUGUCCUAAGCUCAUCCUUCCUAUGAAGGUUCCUUCUUAUCAGGAAAAAAGAGGAUUCAUCUAUUCUCCAAUUGUUCUUUCAACAAGUACUGUAUGAUCAAAAAUGUUUGAUAAAUGAAUGAAGGUUAAUUGAAUGUCCCCCAUGGAGAGCUUUGUGGACAUGCCGGGCUCGGGCCUGCUCUCCACCAUGCUGUACAUCUGGUUCCUUCUUAUUCUUCACGUUUCCAUUCAAAUGUCGCCCCCUAAGAGAAACCUUUCCUGGCCCCUCUACCGAAUACAGCUUAUGCCUCUCAGCUAUUCUAUCACUUUGUUUCCUUCAUGACGUCCGUCCUACAGAAAUCCCUGUUUACCAUUUACUUCCUUUCACAAAUGUAGGGACCUUAUCUGUAAUUGUUCACUGCUAUAUCCCAGCUGCAUGGAUAGUAGAUGCUCGAUCAGUAUUUGUUGAAUAAAAAAUGAAUAAAUGAAUGAGGUGACAUUGAUUUUGCCCAGGAAGAACACAUUCUGUAACUUUAAAUGGAGACGGAGUGAGAGAGAUAUUGGCCCGGAGCCUUAGGUCAUAAUGGCAGGUCCAGCAGGGGUUUAAUUAAUCAGGCACAUGCAUUUUCUGAAUUACAAAGUGUGCCAGGGACAUUUAAUUUCUGUUAAUUGGCACCAAGGAGGAGGGGUUGCUACUGAAAUUGCCAGCCAGCUGGCAGCAUGUCUCUGGUCAGUGUCAGACCUAUUCAUACAUCAGAAUGGACAUUUCAAAAGUGAAAUGUCCCCAUGGAGGCAGCACCCACAUGCUUGCUUGUUGGCUGCAUUUUGGGACACAGACAGCCCCCAGUCUUUAAUCUUCAACAGAUGAGGUGGUGAGACAGUGGAGACAACCAGAAGAGAAAAGACUGAUGAGGGUUAUAGCAUAAAAUGCAUUUUAAAACAAAUGUCAUGUUGCCUGAACUCUGGGCACCAUGUACUAGCUUAUCUGAAAGGAAAGAGAGCAAAGAAGCCAAGACUUGUAAACUUGCAGAGCUGGUCCACCAUUUGUAGCUAACGUUGGACAAGUGAUUUGUUUUCUGAGCUUCAGUUGUUUGA